Messenger RNA from Exophiala dermatitidis NIH/UT8656, 510 nucleotides. RefSeq lists its product as uncharacterized. The record is from RefSeq and is a predicted model, not a curated record. The transcript has a single exon. Bases 106 to 459 code for a protein of 117 amino acids. Lineage: Eukaryota; Fungi; Ascomycota; Eurotiomycetes; Chaetothyriales; Herpotrichiellaceae.
UGAGAGGCACCUUCACGCGGUGCAGGGCGUGAGUGGCAGCUUCGGCUGUGAAACCAAGACCUCUCAAUUAGACAACAGACAGAUUGUAGACCAUGAUCUGUCGAGAUGAUGGUCGUCGGUCGCCCAUGUCCUCUAUCGCCCACAUCGUCGAACGCCUAUGUCUUCGGGAUCGAUCGAUCAUAUCGUCGGUCGCUUAUAUCGUCGAACGCCUAUAACGUCGGUCGCCUAUGUCGUCGGUCGCGCAUAUCCUCGCCGCCGCUUAUCUCGUCGGUCGCUUAUAUCGUCAGUCCCCCAUAUCGACAUUGCUAUAUUAUCGUUGCGUAUGUCGUCGCCGCUGAUUAUCUCGUCGAUGCCUCCGUGGGAUCGUUGCCGAUGUCGUCAAUAGUUGUGUUGUUAAUAGUGUUGUUAAAGGUGGUCGUUGGGUUACCGUCGGGUUUCCGACAGUCGUUAUGUCAUUGAUAGUUAUAUUGUCGAGGGUUAUGCCGUCGAUUUGUUGUAAUUGUUUAUUCG